AUGUCCUCAAUACGGCCCAUGACGCCCAUGGACCUCCUCAAAUUCAAUCCAUGCAAUCUAGACCACCUCACAGAAACCUACGGCAUCGGCUUCUACCUCGACUACUUCCGGCAAUGGCCCCGACUCUGCAAAGUCAUCGAAUCACCCAGCGGACAAAUCGAAGCAUACAUCCUGGGCAAAGUCGAGUCCUCCCCGACCGCCGCGCCCAUCGAACCCUACGACCCAUCCCUCAACCUCUACCGCAAAGGCAAAUUCUCCAACUACCUCCCCUGGCACGCCCACAUCACCUGCCUCACGGUCGCGCCCGCGGCACGAAGGCUGGGUUACGCGACGAGGUUGUCCGAGGCGAUUGAGAUUGCGGGGGAUGAGUGCGAUGCGUGGUUUGUGGACUUGUUCGUGAGGGUGGAGAAUGAGGCUGCGAUUAAGCUUUAUAAGAAGAUGGGGUAUUCCGUGUUUCGAAGGAUUACGGAUUACUAUAAUGAUGGGAGCGAUGCGUUUGAUAUGCGGAAACCGUUGAAGAGGGAUAAGGCGAGGAAGACGGUGAGGCCGAAUGGAGAGAAUAUCAGGGUUAGUCCGGAUGAAGUCUGGUGA
Molecule: messenger RNA, 591 nt
Organism: Zymoseptoria tritici IPO323
Lineage: Eukaryota; Fungi; Ascomycota; Dothideomycetes; Mycosphaerellales; Mycosphaerellaceae
Exons: 3
Coding region: 1-591 (196 amino acids)
Biological process (GO): N-terminal peptidyl-methionine acetylation
Cellular component (GO): NatB complex
Molecular function (GO): protein-N-terminal amino-acid acetyltransferase activity
Source: RefSeq, a predicted model, not a curated record